UUAUCGACAAAGUUAAUUCCAAGGUACAGUUAAAGUGAUCGUUGAAUCAUGUUAAAUCAUUACCUGAACCACGAGGUGUAGACAAUCCAAUGCCGUUAUACAUUGUUUCGAAGGAAAGUGUUUGAUCGCCAAGCGGCUCAUUUUUGGCAGCUUUGAGUUUUAUGUAAAAGGCCGUCACGGUUCAUUUCCUACCAAGUCAAGAGAGAAACCAUCUAACAGGAGCCGUUUACCAUGUCCUCGUUUACCGCCCCACUUGUUCACGACACAGAAAUCAUACAACUUCUGAAAAACAAGACAAAAGUUCCAAAGAAAGAUUAUGUCAUUAUCGACGUGCGAGAUCAUGACUUUGCGGGUGGCAAUAUUCCUGGAGCUGUUAACGUUCCAUCCCGAUACUUCCUAGAAGAUGUCCAAAAGCUUAUUGAAGACUAUAAAGAUGUCCCCCAGGUCUAUUUUCACUGUGCACUGUCACAAGCCCGAGGACCAAAGGCCGCCCGCAUAUAUAAGGAAUCAAGACAUUUACAAGGAAUCAAGUCUGAUCAACAGGUAUCGGUCCUCCAAGGAGGGUUUGAGCAGUGGUACCUUAAGCAUCGAAACGACCCUUCAUUGAUAGAAAACCAUGAUCCUGAUGCAUUGAAGGGACUUCUGUUUGAGCAUGGUAUUGAAGAAUAACGUAUUGUGUAGGAGGAGGUUUAUGAAGCCAUUGUAUCUAGCGAUUUAGCACCAAACAUGAUAUUUACAGCAUCGUAUUUGAAACAUAAUUAAAGAAUGUAAUUUUUUAAAAAAGAAAAAUGGUCGAUGGUCUUUAUGUGAAUCUAGUAGUGAGCAGCUUUGGAGCUUAUUUCUUCUUCUUGCUACUGCUGUUCUUUAUUUUUCGUUUCUUCUCUGCUUUUGGAAGCUUGUGCUUUCGCUUUUCUCUU
Umbelopsis ramanniana AG is the source of this 917-nucleotide messenger RNA. RefSeq lists its product as uncharacterized. The transcript is spliced from 4 exons. Gene Ontology annotation, molecular function: protein tyrosine phosphatase activity. The record is from RefSeq and is a predicted model, not a curated record. Bases 232 to 669 code for a protein of 145 amino acids. NCBI's taxonomy places the organism in Eukaryota, Fungi, Mucoromycota, Umbelopsidomycetes, Umbelopsidales, Umbelopsidaceae. Gene Ontology annotation, cellular component: cytoplasm; nucleus.